This is a messenger RNA of Nezara viridula (southern green stink bug), 2037 nucleotides long. NCBI's taxonomy places the organism in Eukaryota, Metazoa, Arthropoda, Insecta, Hemiptera, Pentatomidae. The record is from the annotation of a GenBank genome assembly.
AUGCAUGACGGUGCCCCAGCUCAGUUUUCUUGUUGUGCCAUUGAUUAUUUAAAUGCAACUUAUGGAGAACGGGAAUGCAUUAUCACCGGAUUAACCAUAUGUACAGUGGUUAGCAGCAGGAAUGCGUAUGGUCCUCCAGGAUUGCAUAAAUUUGAACGUGGACCUAGCUGUAAGGAUUGUCGCGAUAACAUCACAGUCUGUAACAGCUGUCAGUAUAAAGAUUGUUGUGGGAAACCUGAUACUUUUUUACCUUCUUGCUCUGAAAAAUGCCAAACCAAAUCCCAAGACUAUUGGAAGGAAUGCCCCUGCAAUCAUACUAAAAACUACUGUAUUUGUUCCGAAUCAUGCCAAUCAACUCGUCAACAAUAUUGCGAUCAGACUAAAAAUCGUAAAAACUAUGAUGAAGACCAAGAAAAAAAUUGUUUUCCUACAUGUUCGGAAGUAUGUCAACCCAAGUGCCAAGAAUGUCAAAAUGAUAGGAUAGUUAGAGGAAACUGUUAUGAGAAUAAUAAUUAUUGUGGAAAAACUGAAAAAAAUACUUGCCAAAAUCCCAGUGCAGAAAUAUGUCAAACAAGAUGCCAAGAUUGCCAAGAAGACACCACUAAAUGCUGUUAUCAAUCCAGCAAUAAUUGUGGGCUGACAUGUAAAACAAGAUGGAACAAUAUAAGAGACAAUUUCCAUAAAACUCUUACGAGGAAUGAAACUAAGGGUGGUAAAAUUGCCAAACAAAUUAAGAUGCAUCAACAUGCUGAUCAAUUAAAUUUACCGAAAAAAUAUUUGGAAAAAAGAGAGACAAAAGGAAGUAUUGAAUAUGAAAAAAAUAUUAUCGAAACUACAGAAAGAGAAGAAGCAAACACAGAAGAUUUUGCAGAGAAAAUUGAAACUGAUUCAGAGAAUGUUCGGAGUCCUUCAUCAUCUGUAAGCAUUGUUGAAAAUCCGAAUAUUAUAAAUAUUAGAGAAAAAAAUGUACCAGAAUCAUCAGCCUUUCAAACUGCAGUAGAGACACGUUUGCAUUUUAUUGACCAAAAGGAGAAUGAGGUUUCCUCAUCAGAUCUUAAAGAACAAGAGGCAGUUGAUGCAUUUUUAAGAGGUAUAGCUCCGGCUUUGAAAACUUUAUCACCUUAUCAAUGGCAUUUGGCAAAAUCAGAGUUAUUUGCCACUGUGCAAAAAUUUGAGGAAGCAUUGUUUGCAAAACAACAGACCCUUCAAUGUCAAUCUUCAUUUUCUGGCCCACUAACGGAUACUUCAUUGGAUCAACCUGAUGCACUGGUUGAAACCAAGAAACAUUGGACUGCAGGCAAAUUAGUCCGGAGGUCUGUUUAUCGAAAUGUCAAAAGUCUAGCAAUAACAACAAAUGCGGUCCCUCCUCCUUCUCCAAACCAAAUUCCUUGCAACAAAGGUCUCCCUAACACCUUCCUCCCAGGUUUCCCUAGAGUGUCCUCAGCUUCUUCUUCCAUACAGCUUCAUGUCAUAGGUGAACGUGUAACAGUUAAAUAUUUACCAGCUUACAAAGAAACAUGUAAAAUAAUUUGUCCAGAUAAAACUUGUUGGGAUUGCUCUAAUGCAUGUAACAACCAUUGUGAUGAUUAUUGUGGUGAACAUGAAAAAGUUAAAUAUUUACCAGCUUGCAAGGAAACAUAUAGAAUAAUUUGCAAAGAUAAUUCUUAUUUGGAUUGUUCUGCUGCAUGUAACAACCCUUGUGAUGAUUAUUGUGAAACAUAUAAAACAAUUUGCAAAGAUAAGACUCAUUUGGAUUGUUCUACUGCAUGUGAUGAAUAUUGUGGUGAAUGUAUAAAAGUUAAAUGUUUGCCAUCUUGCAAAGAAUCAUAUAAAAAAAUUUGCCAAGACAAGACUUGUUUGGAUUGUUCUGCUGCAUGUAACAACCCUUGUGAUGACUAUUGUGGUGAAUGUGUAAAAGUUAAAUAUUUACCAACUUACAAAGAAACGUGUAAAACAAUUUGUCCAGAUAAAACUUGUUUGGAUUGCUCUACUGCAUGUAACAACCAUUGUGAUGAUUAUUGUGGUAAGUGUGCAUAA